Messenger RNA from Dufourea novaeangliae, 809 nucleotides. RefSeq names its product protein rogdi (gene rogdi). The record is from RefSeq and is a predicted model, not a curated record. Gene Ontology annotation, cellular component: RAVE complex. The transcript is spliced from 6 exons. Lineage: Eukaryota; Metazoa; Arthropoda; Insecta; Hymenoptera; Halictidae. The coding region runs from base 9 to 809 and encodes 266 amino acids.
GCGAAAAAAUGGCCGACAGCGAGAAGGAGGAGGCUCACAAUCUCCAAAUGGAGUUUGAAUGGGUGCUUCAUGAAGAAGUUCAUUCUUCCUUAUCACACCUAAGGAAUAUUUUAAUGGACUGUGCACAAAGAUUUCCAUUAGCUCUGUUUGGUAAUGAACAACAUAAUAAAACAGAUAGAUUUGUAUUUGCUGCUCCUCAUGACCAAGUUAAGUGUGUAGCUGUUUUGACUGGUGAUAGUAUAACAAAUGCGGAAGUUAAUUUUAAAGUUCAACGUCAACAAAAUAUUAAUAUGAGAACAAGCAUACAAAAUGAGCAUCCAUGGAAACUGCAACAAAUACAGGAUGCUGCAAAUCACUUGCAGCAAGCUAUUGCUCACAUAGACAAUGUUGAUCGUCAUUAUCCUUUUAAAACAUCAGAUGAAGUUAUGCACAUAUUAGGAAAUAUACUGGGUUGCCUUCAACGUAGUCGUACAAGCUUAAUUGUUCCUAGGAAGAAAACUAUCGAUGAUCUCAUUAAAAGUCGUAAUAUGAAAUCUUUGAAUCCAAAUCUCCCUGAAAAUUUGGCUAUAAGUUUUUAUAUACAAAGUUACAAGCUAGUUCUGGCAGUGUAUCAGUUAGAGAAUGCACAUGGUAGCGUCAAGUAUGAGACUCAGCAGGCAGAAUGCAGUGUACCUUGGUUAAAUGAUGCUCUGGUAUUGCUCACCAUAGCAUUGCAGCUUUGUCAGCGGUUAAAGGACAAGAUCUGUGUUUUCUCUCAGUAUAAAGAUUUUACAGUGGGUUCUUGCAUUCCCUCUACUACAGGAUGGUAA